CAGUAGUAGAGUACAGUAGAGUAGAGAGAAGUAGCCUCAAAAGAGGAAAAGAAAAGGUAACGAACCACACAUUUGACAGCUCAAAACCACUUUACCAAUCCAAACAAAAAAUCAUCACAUUAUCCCUCCCUUCUCUCCUUUUUCUAUUACUGUCAUUUUUCCCAAGUUUCAGUUACCUUUUUCUAACAUAAUCCGCCCAUACGAUUCAUCAUUCAAGAUCUGUCCUUUUGAGAAAACUUCAUUCCUUGUAAUCUUCCUACUACUCUCUUCUUUCUUGGGUAAAAAAUUGAUGAAACCCUUAAAGAUGUUGAAAAGUGGAAAGAAGUGAUAAAGUUAGGAAGAUUGGUUUCUGGGGUUUGUUUAUUUUGCUUUACAAGGGUUAAAGAUUGGAUCUUUUUAAGUUUUGGUAGAUACCCAUGUCUAAUCUUGUUUCAGAAUUCAAAAGGUUGGUACUUUACUGUUUUGCAAGUGGAUGGUAGAGGACAUGAAGGUUACAAGUCUUUAUAGUAGUGGGGGUAGGAAAAAAAGUGAUCUUUAUGAAAUAAUGGUGUAUUUAGUUGAUAUUCGUAAUGGUUAAUAAUGUAUGUUUAGUUGAUGUUGGUAAUUGUGAAAAUUGCUAUGCUUAGUUCUUGGGAGCUCUGAAAUCGAAAGAUUUAUGUUUUCUAGUGCUUGAGGCUGAGGGAUAAACGCCGUUUCGUUUUGGUAAUUGGUUGUUUACAUAUCAAGAAUCUUGAUUUUAGGACCUCCCCUUUUUAAUACUACCAAGAAAAUGGAAAUGUUGUGGUUUUGUUCAUAGAAAGACAAGUAACUGAAAGUGCUAGUGUUUGAAUUGUUGUUGAAGACUUGGGAAAGCUGUGUAAACAAAAGGGGUGUUUGGAUUGUAAGGAGUCAUAAUGUCAAUGUCCUGCAAGGAUGGUAAAUCAAUUGAAGAUAACGGAAAGUAUGUCCGUUAUACACCUGAGCAGGUUGAAGCUCUUGAAAGGCUAUAUCAUGAGUGUCCAAAGCCCAGUUCAAUGCGUCGCCAGCAGCUUAUUCGUGAAUGCCCGAUUCUAUCCCAUAUAGAGCCUAGGCAAAUCAAAGUUUGGUUUCAGAAUAGAAGAUGUAGGGAAAAACAGAGGAAAGAGUCAUCAAGGCUUCAGGGUGUGAAUAGGAAGCUGUCAGCAAUGAACAAGCUAUUAAUGGAAGAGAAUGAUAGAUUGCAGAAGCAAGUUUCUCAACUGGUGUAUGAAAAUGGCUACUUUCGCAAGCAAACUCAAACUACAAAGCUUGCUUCAAAAGACACCAGUUGUGAAUCAGUGGUAACGAGUGGUCAACACCACUUGACACCUCAGCAUCCUCCAAGAGAUGCUAGUCCUGCAGGACUUUUGUCCAUUGCAGAAGAGACUUUAACAGAGUUUCUUUCAAAGGCUACUGGAACUGCUGUUGAGUGGGUCCAAAUGCCUGGAAUGAAGCCUGGUCCGGAUUCCAUUGGAAUCAUUGCUAUUUCUCAUGGUUGCACUGGCAUGGCAGCAAGAGCUUGUGGCCUGGUUGGUUUAGAUCCAACGAGGGUUGCUGAGAUCCUUAAGGAUCGCCCUUCCUGGUAUCGUGACUGCCGGGCUGUUGAAGUUCUAAAUAUGCUGCCCACUGCCAAUGGUGGAACCAUUGAACUUCUUUACAUGCAGGUAGGUCACUAUUAUCCCUAAUUUUCACUACUCGCGCCUUCAGUCCUUUUAUGCUUG
Solanum stenotomum is the source of this 1718-nucleotide messenger RNA. RefSeq names its product homeobox-leucine zipper protein ATHB-15-like. The transcript is spliced from 6 exons. Gene Ontology annotation, molecular function: lipid binding; DNA-binding transcription factor activity; DNA binding. The record is from RefSeq and is a predicted model, not a curated record. The coding region runs from base 894 to 1682 and encodes 262 amino acids. NCBI's taxonomy places the organism in Eukaryota, Viridiplantae, Streptophyta, Magnoliopsida, Solanales, Solanaceae.